Macaca mulatta (Rhesus monkey) is the source of this 3534-nucleotide messenger RNA. RefSeq names its product solute carrier family 5 member 11 (gene SLC5A11). NCBI's taxonomy places the organism in Eukaryota, Metazoa, Chordata, Mammalia, Primates, Cercopithecidae. Gene Ontology annotation, cellular component: plasma membrane. Gene Ontology annotation, biological process: transmembrane transport. The record is from RefSeq and is a predicted model, not a curated record. Gene Ontology annotation, molecular function: D-glucose:sodium symporter activity.
GGUGAGGGCUGUGACUGGACGUCCCUCCUGGCACUUUGCCUCUGUCCCCUCCAUCCCCCGCCAGCAUUUUUCCUCCCCCCGCUUCCUCCAGCUCGUCCCAAGCCUGCCUGUCCCCAGCAUGGAGGCGGGACAGUGGAAGAGUGGCUGAGGCUGGAGUUUGGAGUUUGACCCGCUUGGAGGCUCUCAGCAGCAGGCAUAUAAGAGGAAGGUCACUGCUGUCUCUGGAAGCUCUUGGCUGCAAAGGGAGAGGAUCCUGGGUGUCUCCCUCCUUACAGCCAUCGCCACCUUCUAGUGCCUUAGAAGCCACUGACAGCCCCCAGGGCAGGUGAGCCCUGCAUCUGAAAUAAGGAUCCUGAGGUCUCGUUCAGGACCAUGGAGAGCGGCACCAGCAGGCCUCAGCCUCCGCAGACAGAUCUCCUGGAUGCAUUUCCCCAGAACGGCUUGGAGCCCGGGGACAUCGCGGUGCUGGUUCUGUACUUCCUCUUUGUCCUGGCUGUUGGACUAUGGUCCACAGUGAAGACCAAAAGAGACACAGUGAAAGGUUACUUCCUGGCUGGAGGAGACAUGGUGUGGUGGCCAGUGGGUGCAUCCUUGUUUGCCAGCAAUGUUGGAAGUGGACAUUUCAUUGGCCUGGCAGGGUCAGGUGCUGCUACGGGCCUUUCUGUAUCAGCUUAUGAGCUUAAUGGCUUGUUUUCUGUGCUGAUGUUGGCCUGGAUCUUCCUCCCCAUCUACAUUGCUGGUCAGGUCACCACGAUGCCGGAAUACCUACGGAAGCGCUUCGGUGGUGUCAGAAUUCCCGUCAUCCUGGCUGUACUCUACCUAUUUAUCUACAUCUUCACCAAGAUCUCGGUAGACAUGUAUGCAGGUGCCAUCUUCAUCCAGCAGUCUUUGCACCUGGAUCUGUACCUGGCCAUAGUUGGGCUGCUGGCCAUCACUGCUGUAUACACGGUUGCUGGUGGCCUGGCUGCUGUGAUCUACACGGAUGCGCUGCAGACACUGAUCAUGCUUAUAGGAGCGCUCACCUUGAUGGGCUACAGUUUCGCCGCAGUUGGUGGGAUGGAAGGCCUGAAGGAGAAGUACUUCUUGGCCCUGGCCAGCAACCGGAGCGAGAACAGCAGCUGCGGGCUGCCCCGGGAGGAUGCCUUCCAUAUUUUCCGAGAUCCACUGACAUCUGAUCUCCCGUGGCCAGGGGUCCUGUUUGGAAUGUCCAUCCCAUCCCUCUGGUACUGGUGCACGGAUCAGGUGAUUGUCCAGCGGACCCUGGCUGCCAAGAACCUGUCCCAUGCCAAAGGAGGUGCUCUGAUGGCUGCGUACCUGAAGGUGCUGCCCCUCUUCAUAAUGGUGUUCCCUGGGAUGGUUAGCCGCAUCCUCUUCCCAGAUCAAGUGGCUUGUGCAGAUCCCGAGAUGUGCCGGAAGAUCUGCAGCAACCCCUCGGGCUGUUCUGACAUCGCGUAUCCCAAACUCGUGCUGGAACUCCUGCCCACAGGGCUCCGUGGGCUGAUGAUGGCUGUGAUGGUGGCGGCUCUCAUGUCCUCCCUCACCUCCAUCUUUAACAGUGCCAGCACCAUCUUCACCAUGGACCUCUGGAAUCACCUCCGGCCUCGGGCAUCUGAGAAGGAGCUCAUGAUUGUAGGCAGGGUGUUUGUGCUGCUGCUGGUCCUGGUCUCCAUCCUAUGGAUCCCUGUGGUCCAGGCCAGCCAGGGUGGCCAGCUCUUCAUCUACAUCCAGUCCAUCAGCUCCUACCUGCAGCCGCCCGUGGCGGUGGUCUUCAUCAUGGGAUGUUUCUGGAAGAGGACCAAUGAAAAGGGUGCCUUCUGGGGCCUGAUCUCGGGCCUGCUCCUGGGCUUGAUUAGGCUGGUCCUGGACUUUAUUUACGUGCAGCCUCGGUGCGACCAGCCAGAUGAGCGCCCGGUCCUGGUGAAGAGCAUCCACUACCUCUACUUCUCCAUGAUCCUGUCCACGGUCACCCUCAUCACUGUCUCCACCGUGAGCUGGUUCACAGAGUCGCCCUCCAAGGAGAUGGUCAGCCACCUGACCUGGUUUACUCGUCAUGACCCCGCGGUCCAGAAGGAACCAGCGACACCAGCAGCUCCCUUGUCUCUUGCCCUCUCUCAGAACGGGAUGCCAGAGGCCAGCAGCAGCAGCAGAGUCCAGUUCGAGAUGGUCCAAGAAAACGUGUCUAAAACCCACAGCUAAUCAGCAAUGAUGAACACAUGCUACAUUCUGGGCAGGAUGUCAGCACGGAUGUUCCUCGUCCCCAGGUGCCAACAGCAUCUCCUUGACAAGCGCCUACGUCCCUGCUUCCUCUGGAGGACAAGUUCAGGCAUCAUGAUGGGAGCAUCUCCGAGGCUCCAUGGAGACACCUGACCGUGGACAGCCAGGCUCCUGGAGAAGGUGCUCAACAUGGAGAAUCGGCCUAUACAAAGGCUUCACUUUCUCUGCAGGGUUUGUUCUGUGGCUAAUGGAGGGGACAGAAAAUUAACAACACACGGGUGGCACAGGGGAAGAGUGAGCCCUAAGCCGAUGAACAUUCAAGAUAUGGGGGCAAAUGGGCUUACAGGAGCAUAUUUUCAAGGUAAUUAAUGUAGGGAGUACUUUGAAGGCAUAGGAAACUGAGUAAAGAUGAAAAUGUGGGCUGCGCAUGGUGGCUCACACCUGUAAUCCCAGCACUUUCAGAGGCUGAAGUGGGAGGACUGCUUGAGGCCAGAACUGAAGACCAGCCUGGGCAACACAGCAAGAUCCCUGUCUCUAGAAAAGAUUAUUUAAAAAUUAGUUGGGUGUACUGCCAUGCACCUGUAGUCUCAGCUACUCGGGAAGCUGAGUUGGGAGGAUGGUUUGAGCCCGGGAGUUUGGAGGCUGCGGUGAGUUAUGACUGUGCCACUGCACUCCAGCCUGGGCCAUGGAGUGAGAUCUGUUUCAAAAAAACAAGGGAAAUGUGAUUGCCCUUUUUAAAUCAGGCUUAUGUCAGUUUGUAGUGGAAAGAGGUCCAGUGUCUUCUAAACAGGGACUUAGACACUGACACACUUAGCAAACUUGAUCAAUAGAAGGCUCAGGGCAGCCAACUCUGGCAGCAUGUCCUGCUCUGUUCCCGAGAGAAAACGGCCUUAUCUGGGUCACAGGGAAGGAAGGUGCUAUCAUGAGACGAGCUGUCCAGAGCCUCAGUCUCACUUUGUUCCAAUUCCCCAUCAGCUCUCCCCUAGUAUUUCAAUCCUGGCAGAGACGGAAUAAUUUUCACGCCUUGGAUAGGGCAUGAAAGCACCAGCCAUUGGAAGAGGGGCUCUCCAUGGCAAUUUACAGCUGCUGACGAAUGCACCGACCCAGUGUGGCUGAGCUCCUGUAAGCUGCUCCGGGAGUCUGAGUAUCUCUAGAUGGAAAGAAAGGGAUGCCAGCACUGGGAGGACCAAGGGUGCAGCCUCGACCAGAACCUGCACCGAGGGAUGGCCAGUCUAGGAGGUCUCUGGGGCACCUGGUGGCCUUUUUCACUGCUGUGACCUUGCUCUCUGUUUCUUCAAACUCCUACAGCUACAAUUAGAC